GAUCCUUAUGACAAGUCAGUGAUCUUUAAUGCCAAAGCCUCACAAGACCUAUCUGUGCGAAGUUUACAGGGAAAAGGCCAUAAUCGUAGCUAAGUUUUGAAUGUUUGGUUGUUGUUUGACGUGUGGUGGCAUACGAGUUGAUCAUAACUAGGGAUAAGAUUUAAACUUGGUAAAGUACGAUUGAUAUUGACUGGUAUUUUGUAUUUCGUUUAAUAUGGAGUGGGUAAAUCCUUCUGCGCUUAUAAAGAAAGAUGUGACUAGGAGAAUGGGAGCGGGUUGACCAUCUUGAUAUUAAUUUACUAAGAUUAUUCCGAUAAGGAGAUCAUCGAGAACUGUGGGAUGCGUUAUGUAUAGCAACGUUCCAUUUUCAUCCGUAUAGAAGCUGCUACUGUGUGGAGUUAAGAUUGAUUUUCAUCGGUGAAUGUGAAGGGCGCAGAGCACAUCCAGAUUGGAAAAUGGCUGCCCUUUCAACGGAGUCUGUUAAAAUAGAAGCAAUGGAAGAGCAUCAGGAAAUGUUAACAAUGAAGAAAAUACUACACGAAGAAUAUGUUCGGUGGUCAGAAGCCAACAGUGGUCAUAUAAAACUUGUUUCUCAAAUUGUUAAUGAUGGACAAAUCUGCUUAGAAUUCUCCGUUGGUAAUAGUGGGACAUUUACCUUGGUUUGUCCAUCAGACUAUCCUAAUCAUGAAGACAGUUUUUUCAUUGAGAGAUCAACACUCCAUGGUACAUGGUGUGUUGCUCUUAAUGAAUAUAUAGUUGAUUCUGACUGUUGUCCAUCUCUGAAGACUGUGCUGGACAAGGCACUUAGACUGUAUCUCAAAGAUGAACAGAGUAGUAUGUGCAGUAGUUCUGAUGACUCUGCAGAAGAUGAAGAGAUACCUAUGGAAGAAGAUGAAAGCUAUGAUGCAGAUAUCAUUAUCGAAGAGAAGAAGAAACGAUGGCGAAAAAAAGAAGCAUCUUUAAGAGCUGUCGACAAUAAUCCAAAAGCAUCUGACAUGUUUCAGAACACUUCUAAGGAUCAUCCUGAACAAGUCUUCAGCAGCUCUGCAGCAUCAGGAAUCCUGACAAAUGAUUUGGUUAACAUUAUGAUGUCAGCAAAACGCAGUGGCAUAGCAGCAGAACCAGUUGAUGACAAUAUAUAUCAGUGGUAUGUUUAUCUGUCAUCAUUCACUCCUGGAGGCCCUUUGGCCCAAGAUUUGAAUCAGAUUAAGGAGCAUUUUGGAUAUAAGUACAUACAGCUGCAGCUUGAUUUUACAAUGGAUCUAUAUCCAUUUUAUCCACCAGUUGUUAAAGUUAUACGACCUCGUCUUGUGGGCUCCACCAUAAACUCUGUUGCAACAUUGGAUCUGCUGAAAUUGUCCAACUGGAAUCCAGCCCGGGAUAUGAAAUCAGUUUUGGAAGAAAUCAAGGACUAUCUUGAUAAGAACAGCAGACUCAAUAUUAAAACAAAACGAAAUGACAGACUUAGGUUCCCCCAGGGAGCUUAUUUAGACAUUGAAAAUCAUUUAAUGCGCCUAACAUUUGUAAGUGAAGUUCCAUUAGCUAAUACAAAGGCUGCUGAUAGUUCUGGUUGGACUGCAAAAGUUCCAUGUACUAGUGAAAGUGAAAUUCCAGUUGUUGCAGGAAAGAAGAAAGAUUACAAAAAGACGUGGUUUCCACGUGGUACUGGAUACAGUUCAUCUACACAGUCUGGUUGGGAUGUGAAAGCAUACCUUGCAGCUCAAAAGGAAAAGGAUCAUCAGAUAGAACUAGUUCUCAGAGGAAUUCUACGUGAGAUUGAAAAAGUUUGUGGGAUAUCGAAAGGUAGAUCUUCAUUCCUAGUGUACAACAGUGUUUCAUUUCCAACAUCUAGCUCAUUUGCAAAGUUUGAGACUUCAGGCACUGAAGUUGGAGGUUCUAGUGCAGCUGUUGGAAGUGCAAUUGCGAAUAAUGAAACACCGUGCGGAGAUAUUGAAAUGCCUUUAGAGAAUUUGAGUGAGAGUGAAAAUGUUGAAUUAUCAGAAGUCUCAUCAGAUGACGAAAAGUGGGCUAUUGAUGGUGUUGAAGAGCUGUGCAGUGUCUUGGCUGAUUCUAGUUUGCUACCAUUUUUGGAAUCCAAAUUAAAAGUAACAUCAUUUCUUGAUAUCUGUCAACAUACUUCAGUCUAUCAGCGUGUUGUUGACAUUAUAAACACUAUUGCCACGCAGCCCAAGUUGGUUCCACUCUUAUGGCAUUUACCUGGCCGGGCUAAUUCCAUGUAUGAUUUGAUCAGCCAGCUAGAGAAGGAAGCAGAAUCAAUUGUGUCAAAACUGAAAAAAACUGCUGAGAAUGGAACUGCAGGGAAUCUGAAAAAGUUUGAGAGAGGAAGGGGAAGGAAAUGUACACUGUUUAAUGACUGGGCAGGUCACGAUUUGUCUCUUGGCAUGUAUGAGCCACAAUUAUCGGGGAGAACAGAUUCUGAUGAUGAAAUAUUUUCAGAAAGUAAAAAACCCAUCAAUGAGCACACUUUCGCUAAUGAAUUUUGUCGCAUGAGCCAAGCUGUUAAAGAAGCGCUUCAGAAUUGUGGGCUGCUAGACAAAUCAGCAUCAACCAGUGAAGAGGGUGAAACUUCAGAAGGAAGACGCAUUGGUAUAAACACCCUUGAUGUUGCACGGGCAUACAAGGAUGCCUUGAAAGACCUGCAGUUUCUUAGUUGUGACAUUGACGUGGAAGGCCCAAGAGCACAUUUGUUCAGCAGCCAAUUUAAAAAGGCUCUGCCUCCAUCCUCACAGCAAGUGAUGAGAAUUGCUCAAGAAGUGGGUGCUUUAUCAACAUCUCUGCCCCUUGAUAUAGGGUCAGCUAUUUUUGUUCGCACUGAUGAUGCAAGGUUCACUAUGCUGAAAGCACUGAUAACAGGUCCGGAGGGUACUCCUUACAGUGGUGGCUGCUUUAUAUUUGACAUAUUCCUGCCUAUGCAGUAUCCUCAUGUUCCACCAAUGGUGAAGUUAUGUACCACAGGGGGUGGCACUGUACGCUUCAAUCCAAAUCUUUAUGCUUGUGGUCGUGUGUGUUUAUCACUGCUUGGCACUUGGCAUGGCUUACAAGGAGAAGCAUGGCUUCCAACAUCAACAUUGCUUCAGGUGUUAGUUUCUAUCCAAAGUCUUAUCCUUGUCCCAGAACCAUUUUUCAAUGAACCUGGAUUUGAAAGUAUGAUAAACACACCUAAAGGUAAAACUGAGAGUGCAAAUUAUAAUUAUGGUUUAAUGGUCAACACAAUCAAGUAUGCAAUGCUGGAACAGAUAAGACAUCCUGCACACGGUUUUGAAGAGGUGAUACGCAGGCACUUCAUUCUAAAAAAGAACAGGAUAUUGAAGGAACUGAAGGAGUAUAUAAGGAAACAACGCAGUGGAAAAGAGAUUACUGAAGCAUAUUGUCUGCUAAAGAAAGAACUUGAAAAACUGAUUCGUUCAGCAAAGUCAUCAGAAUAAAGGUUCUCUUCUGGAUUGUUCGAUGUUCAGAUUUUUGCAUAUAUAAUAAAUCUGUGAUAAGUGAGAGGAAUUUAUUAUUAUCUGCUGAUGUUUCCAGGAGUCACGGCUGUGCAGUGUACAGUUUUUUUUGUCAGCUGUUUAUUUUUAACUUGGGAAGAAAUUUUUUUUUUUGCAGCAGAUUUGUUCGUAUUUCAUUUAUUUUAUGUUGUAUAAUGUUUAAAUUUAUUUAUAUUGUACAUAAAAGAAAUGUAAUAUUUAAAUGUGAAGAAAACAAAUAAUAAAAGCAGUAUAUUUAAGUAGAAGUAACCCUGUUGGGAAACAGCAAUAUGCAACUCUGGUGCUGCACAUAAAAUUGUGGUCACAGUGGAUUCAUCUUCCAGAAUUAACCAUUUGAUGGAAAACGAAUUCUGCAGCUUUUCUCCUGUAUUUCCUUCCUUUGUCUCAGAAUUUCUAAUGCUGCAAUCUGUGAUAUACACACACAAGCCUCCUCCCCACACCCCUUGAAAAGAAAAGUAAAAAGCGUGUCCGUACAAUUUACUACCAGUUUUGUUGUUAGUGCCACUAGUAGAAAUCCUUUUUACUUUGGGGGGAUGAGAUUCACUGUCUACUUUUACAUGCUGCUUAAAAAUGUGAUUUGUGUAAUACUGUGUAUCUGUAGCUUUGUCUGAAUAUUUUGUUCUUUGUUAUUAAAAUAUAGCAUUUAAUUGUUGUUGAUAGUUUUAAUUAACAUUUUAGAUAGUGUUGUCGUUCGUGCUUUGAGUGUCAUCUAGGUGUAAUCAUAAUAUAUCACAGCGGAGUGGAAAAUUAGCAAAAUAACUGUGAAAUUAUAAAUCUGUGAGAAUUUGAUGUUAAAAAAAAAAUCCAUAUGUAUGCUUCAUUCCAGCAGCAAAGCAAAACAUUGUGGUGGAAACUGUCAAAUGAUGAAUUUAUUUCGCAUUUGUAAUGUGAAUUGAGCAAUUUGUUUUAUUCCCUAAGCAAGAUAUAUAUGCAAGCAUACUGGAACAAAUAAUGGACUCGGUAAUCAAGUAACAUGUUGUUAGAAGUGGUUAAAGAGAGAGAACAUUUACACUUUAUUGUGAAAAGAAUAAAUGUACAUUGUUCUACUGAAUGUUUUUAAUUGCUACUAUUAUAUGUGGAAAUACCUGUUGUGUGUUUUUUUACCUACAAUUUGUAACUUCUCACCUGACAUCUCUUAUCACACAAUUAAUGCAGAAAUUGGUUACACAAUUUUUCAUAUAUUCACAUUAUUUGUUAGGUUUACCUUUCUCUACAGCCAGUUAAGACUCCUGCAAAAACUGUUUUCCAGAUAAAUACUACAAGAUAUAUGUUGUGAUAACUGUAUCAUAUAAACCAUUUUGCACAAACUUAAAAAUAAAAAAAGUUCUUCGCA
Messenger RNA from Schistocerca gregaria, 4836 nucleotides. RefSeq names its product baculoviral IAP repeat-containing protein 6-like. The coding region runs from base 456 to 3446 and encodes 996 amino acids. Lineage: Eukaryota; Metazoa; Arthropoda; Insecta; Orthoptera; Acrididae. The record is from RefSeq and is a predicted model, not a curated record. The transcript has 7 exons. Gene Ontology annotation, cellular component: nucleus. Gene Ontology annotation, biological process: negative regulation of apoptotic process. Gene Ontology annotation, molecular function: cysteine-type endopeptidase inhibitor activity; ubiquitin conjugating enzyme activity.